Branchiostoma floridae (Florida lancelet) is the source of this 4506-nucleotide messenger RNA. RefSeq names its product hepatic leukemia factor-like. Lineage: Eukaryota; Metazoa; Chordata; Leptocardii; Amphioxiformes; Branchiostomatidae. The record is from RefSeq and is a predicted model, not a curated record. Gene Ontology annotation, cellular component: nucleus. The transcript has 5 exons. Gene Ontology annotation, biological process: regulation of transcription by RNA polymerase II. The coding region runs from base 143 to 1051 and encodes 302 amino acids. Gene Ontology annotation, molecular function: DNA-binding transcription factor activity, RNA polymerase II-specific; RNA polymerase II cis-regulatory region sequence-specific DNA binding.
CUUCCCAGAUGGGCGGAGUUACCCAGUUUUCCUAGAAGUACAUGAUCCAGCCUGCACAGGUACUGCAGGUCGUAAAAUAUCGGGGUCGUCUUGCACGUUGCUUUCUCCAUUGCAAGGGUUAAUUGCUUGUACCGUGAAGAAGAUGUCAACUGGAACAUCGGCCCGGGUGAACAUAGCGGCGAAUCUUGGCGGCAUGACGCUGAAAUCGCUGCUGGAAAAUCCCAGCGUUCUGAAGCCGCCUCCGGAGCCCAACCAGAAUGCGGAAAAAGACCGCAAGCAUUUCGACUGGACCAAGGAUGCAGAUCCAACACUUAUUGCCUCUGCGUUCCUGGGGCCGAACCUCUGGAACAAGACCAUCGCAGUCGACAGCGACGACUUCAAGGAUUUCAAGCUCGAGUACAUGGACUUGGAUGAGUUUCUGGCGGAGAAUGGCAUACCGGUGAGUCACGAGGAUGAUCAUUCGGCCAGUCUGCCCACAACUUCGCAGACUGUGAUGCAGCACAGCCCCCCUCCCACCUACACCACAAUGACAACCAUGCAGCCCGCAAUGGCAUACGGACAGCACCCCACAUCACCCACUUUGGACCUGAACAAGCCUUCCACCAGUGGCGGCCACUACAGACAGCAGCUCUCCCCCACGCCUGGGGUCAGCCCGCCCCCUCACCUCACUGCUGAUGAGGUCAUGCCGAAGGUGGAUGUCAGCUUGGACCCAGGUGACCUUGCUCUUGCAUCCAUUCCAGGAGCCAAAAAUGAUUUUGACCCCCGUAAACGCACCUUUACGGAUGACGAGCUCAAACCACAGCCCAUGAUGAAGAAAUCGAAAAAGGUCUACGUGCCGACGGAUCUGAAGGAUGACAGGUAUUGGCAGCGCCGCCAGAAAAACAACAUGGCGGCAAAGCGCUCACGGGAUGCCCGCCGAGUCAAGGAGAAUCAGAUCGCCAUGAGAGCCAGCUUCUUGGAGAAGGAGAACAACGUCUUGAAGCAGGAGCUGUUGAAAGUCAAGGAGGAAAAUGCUUACCUGAAAAAGAAGCUAACUAAAUAUGAGCCGUAAAUACUGCUUGUUAGCAGGAGGGAGGGGGGCAUUGAGUCUGAGGAAAGGGAUCGUUACUUUGUUUCCUCUGAACUCAACAAGAUCGUCACUAUUUUAGCUACAAAAGGAGAGACAGAAAGUAGUCGUGUUGUCUAUAGCACAAAGAUGUUGAAACAUGGAUUUAACUGUUUUUGUAAUGUUAGGUACUGUCUCAGAUUUCUUGAAUUAUUGAGUUCAAUGUACACAACCCAAGCCUCAUUCCACACUCAUACCUCUUCUUUAGUCGUGUUUGUGGGGACAAUAUUUAUAAUCAAGUGAUUUUCAGUAUCUGGGCUGGAAAGUCAAUUUGGCAGGGUUUUAUCAUACAUUACAAAAUAUGUUAGUGACAAGUACAUUGCAGAUGGACAGAGGUUAUGUGAGGUGACUCACUUGUUACUGAUACAGUGCAAGGUCACCGCAUUUUUUUAAUGCAUCUUGAUUGGUUUAACAACCAAGGUUCCAGAUCUUCAUUGUUAAAAAAAAAAGAACACAGAACAACAGUACUGAUACUUGAUAUGAAGACUUGUCAAUGACAAAAUUGACAGUAACGGCUCCUGCUUAGUGUUAUUGGACCUCCUUGAAUACAGCACACGUGAAUGACAUAAAUCAUUGUGUGGUUGACGUCAAAAAGGACAAAGGGGUCAAGGUCUGCUGUUGUGACAUUUGGCAAACAUGUGAGCACCUGUCUGUUUUUCUCAGUGACAUAUGAACACACAAAAGGCAGCUUACUUACACAUGGGAGGCAAUGAAUCUCUGGAACAUUUGUGAGUCACAGCUGUGAAACAAUCACAGUAUGCUAAAAUAUAUACAGUAUUUCUUUUGCCCAUCUAAAGUUUUUCUUUGGGAAAAAUGGUAUUAUUCAGCUAUAACAAGUGUGUGUGAUUAUAAUGUCUUCUGUGAGGACAAAACAAAUGAAGGACAACCGUCUUAUGCAAGGUUGAAAUGAUCAUAAUUAUACAUGACUGCAUACAAUAAGUCUUUUAACCUUUUAUCUUUAAUUUUUUGUCUUUAAGAUACUCAUGCAUACAUGCAUACAUACAUAGUAUUACAUACAUACAUACAUCAAGUAAACAGAAUUUUAUCUCAAACAAAUUAACCAGUCACAGAUUGGAGAAAUAUUUGUCCCCAUAGUUUAGGAAGACACCACUUUAGCCAUACACUUCACUCAUGGUCAACACCAUUACACAUCAGAUAGUUGAAGUAACAGAUGUGAUGAAAUGUGGUAUUUCCUAGAUUUCUCAAAUGGUUGUGCCUGUCAAAGAGUUCAAGGACAUUACUAUCAGAUAAUUUACUUUAAAUAAGUAUUUGAAUAUGAUACUUUAUUGUGUAUAGACUGUGAUGUAUAGUACCAAGGUCAGUUAAAAACAAUUCAAUCCAUGGAAGAGACAUGUUUAUAAAAGAUUCAUCUCUUUUUUUGGAAUUUGUCAUUUGGACGUUAUGAAAUUAAGCAGAGCUGAAUGUACCAUGAUGGUCUCUUCCAUGGAUUGUUUUCUCAGAUUUGGGCAUAUUGAAUUUCUUGUAAUUUUGUGAAAGUUGCAAGUUGUGAUACUUCACUGUAAUCAGUAAUGACGUAAAGAUGGUUUUAGAUGUGACUCCUUGAGACAAGAUGUGAUCUAGUCAUGGGAUGACACAAUGUCCCUUGUAUUAUAGACUUAUUAUAGACUGCUAUAACAGAUACACAGGACUGAGUCUUGUCUAUAGCCAAAGCGUAGUAUUGAGUAGUGUUAAAUGUUUACAGGAAUGCGGUAAAAAGGGAAACUUACUUAUUGCAGUUUACUUGGUGAUUUGUCUGAAUAGGAACAAUUUACGCCAAUCAACUCAAAGCUUGUGUCUUAAAUACAGCAGCUAAUACCAGUUCAUUUAUAGUGAGAAAACAUUUCACAUUAUAUCUUGUACAAGUUAAGGUUGUCAUGUGGACUAUAUCUAUUGCCUGGUGGUGGUGUGAUUUAAGAUGAAACAGGGUCAAACUAAUUUUGUUUUCUACAUUCCAUACAACAUAUAUUCACUCCAGAUAUCGAUGGAAAUCGUUUCAUGAAAAGUUUCAGACCUGAUCACAUGAAUAUUGAAAUGUCAUUAGAAAAAUAUACAAAAAAGUUUGAUGAUUUUGUGACAGGUUGUAGAUGAUAGUGGUUUAAUUUGUCUUUGAUGGAAUGAAAUUUGUUCACCUUCGUUGGGAUUCCUUUUGAUUCAGGACAAUCUUCUGAAAACUUUUAUUGUAAACUCUGUGUAGAUCUGUUGUCGUGUGGUUAUGCAAUGAAUAGUGUGUACUGCAGUGCAGUUUAAUAAGACUUAGUACAUUCUUAAAAGGAAUACUUGAAGGGAGUACACAACCAAGUUUAAGUUUAAAAUCCCCCUGCCUAUUGCCAUUUGAACUAAUGACCAUGAGGACCAAUGUGAAAAAAAUUGUCUCAAAACAUUUUAUUUUUAGUAAAGAUGUCUAAAUAUAAAUUGAUGCUAUUAGUCAAUAUUAAGUGCCUUCUGGUAGAAAGUUUGCCCAUUUUGCUGUAACUCCUAGAAAUCUGAGGUGCCACACAGUGAAGUUGGAUUAGUUUUGUGGAAAGCUUAAGUAAAGGGUUCAGAUAUUUGGAUGGAGGCCUGCUGUGCCUUUGAAAUAAUACAAAGCAAAAAAAACUUGCAGAAAGAUGAGAGUUAAAGCAGUAACGAAAGACAUCAUAAAAAGCCAUAUUUGUUGGUUCUGGUGAGAGAAAAAAAGAAAGUUCUUUGACAAGUGUCUUCACUGAUGUAGGUAAAUACCAAGCUUUAGUGCUUUUCUGAUCUGGAGUACUGUUAUAAAACCUGUUAACGGAUGGAAGAUGCACUAAUGAGGACAGGAAAUUAUGAAAUGUCAAGGAUUUACAUAAUGGCAACCUCUUUUGAGAUGUAUUUUCCUUCUGUCUGCACGCACAUUGACAAUUAUAGACCUUACAGUGCUGAUAUAUUUUAUUACUGUAGCUUGCCCUACUAGUGCUUAACCUCAGUUAAUGUUGCUAGAGAAGGCUACAUUUUGGUACACUACCUUUAACAAAGUCAAUUUUGCAUCAUAUUGAAAAUCUGUACAUGCAAGUUGUCAACUGCAACUGCCAUUGCAAAUGUUUAUGACAUUUAGUAUUUUUAGUGCUGCCAUUCUUGUAGCCAUUUUUCUUCUUUACACUCUUAACCUUAUUCAACUUGUGUCUAGAAUUGUGAAUCCCAGCUGUUGAGGUUUUACAAAAUGUCUGUUUUGAAGUUGUCCAGAAUUGUACAUUACUAGAGAUCUAUUUGCAUGGUAUUGAAAAAAAUGAAAAUAUCAUGAUGGUGUAUUUUUGUGAAAAGCCAGAGAAGACAGAGUGAUAUUGUAUAUGUGUAAAUUAGUGAGAGCUAAAUCAGAUGUUAUCUUCUGGAAAUCAACUGUUACUCAUAACUGAACACAGAUGAUAUUAAAUGUUUAAUGGUCUUAA